Magnolia sinica is the source of this 1627-nucleotide messenger RNA. Its product is annotated as syntaxin-32-like. Gene Ontology annotation, cellular component: SNARE complex; Golgi membrane; endomembrane system. Lineage: Eukaryota; Viridiplantae; Streptophyta; Magnoliopsida; Magnoliales; Magnoliaceae. Gene Ontology annotation, molecular function: SNARE binding; SNAP receptor activity. Bases 499 to 1542 code for a protein of 347 amino acids. Gene Ontology annotation, biological process: endoplasmic reticulum to Golgi vesicle-mediated transport; vesicle fusion; intracellular protein transport. The transcript is spliced from 5 exons. The record is from RefSeq and is a predicted model, not a curated record.
CCACGGAAGGGCCUGCAAUAUGAACGUUCGAGAUUAAUACAUGCCUGUGUGUCAUCAGGACGCACAAAAUUCUUCAAAUUUCAGUAAUUCGAGUGUCCAAACGCGGCCUCUCCUUUCGGUUCUUCUCUUCUCCAGCUGUCGAUUCUCGUUCCAGACCUCCUCUGCAACACCAGAUCUCUCUCUCUCUCUCUCGUUUCUGUAUAAGGUCUCCAAUCUAUAUUCGUUUUUCUCUCCUUCUAUUUCGACGCAGAUUCCACCUUUUCCUUUUUUUUCAAUCUCCUCAUGAAACCGCUCGAAUUCCAAAUCGUAGACCCCUUCGAUUCAUAAUUCGCAGAGAUCUCGACCCAGAUCUAGGGUUUUAUAUCUCAGAAUCGUGAUUUCUCUCAUUUCUAUACGAAUUGCAUUUCUAGGGUUUUAGAUCUGGUGGCUUCUUGCGUUUUUAUCUUGUUCGAAGGUGGAUUUCCUGAGAUUUUAGGGAUUUCUUAGCGAAAUUUUGAAAUGCCUGUGAAACCUGGGCAGUCGUCGUAUCGUGACCGUACACAAGAGUUCCUCACGGUAGCAGAGAGGCUGAAGAAGUCGUUCUCGUCGUCGGGGACGCCAAAUGUGCCGAGCAGCAGCAGCUCGAAACCGGAUGGACCGCCACGAUCUGCGGUGUCAAUCCAGUCGGAGUUUAACAAGAGAGCUUCAAAGAUUGGGUAUGGGAUCCAUCAGACGUCGCAAAAGCUUGCAAAGCUCGCGAAAUUGGCAAAGAGGACAUCAGUUUUUGAUGAUCCAACUGUGGAGAUACAAGAGCUGACAGCUGUCAUCAAGCAGGACAUUACUGCUUUGAACUCGGCGGUGGUGGACUUGCAACUCCUCUGCAAUUCACAGAAUGAAAGCAGGAAUAUCUCCAGUGAUACUACCAGUCAUUCGACAACUGUUGUGGAUAAUCUGAAGAAUCGUUUGAUGAGUGCCACAAAAGAAUUUAAAGAAGUGCUAACAAUGCGAACAGAGAACUUGAAGGUUCAUGAGAAUAGAAGGCAGUUGUUUUCUUCAACUGCUUCAAAGGAUGCAACAAAUCCUUUCAUUCGGCAGCGUCCUCUUGUCACGAGAUCUGCUUCUAGUACUUCAACUGCCCCCCCUCCCCCGUGGGCUAAUGGCUCAACAUCUUCAUCUCAACUGUUUGCAAGGAAGCAUAAUGGCGAUCCCCCCUCAGAGGCACAGCCAUUGAUACAGCAACAGAAGCAACAACAACAGCAACAGCAAAUGGUGCCAGUACAAGACACUUACAUGCAGAGCAGAGCUGAAGCUCUUCAAAAUGUCGAAUCGACCAUUCACGAACUAAGCAACAUCUUUACCCAGCUGGCCACUAUGGUUUCCCAGCAAGGAGAGGUCGCCAUCAGGAUCGAUGAGAACAUGGAGGACACAUUGGCAAAUGUGGAGGGAGCGCAAGGGGCACUGCUGAAGUACCUCAAUGGGAUAUCCUCCAACCGGUGGCUGAUGAUCAAGAUAUUCUUUGUAUUGGUAGUAUUCCUAAUGAUCUUCCUAUUUUUUGUUGCAUAAAGAUGGGCUGCAAAGGUAACGAUGUCAGAAUGUCUUCUAUUUUUUCAUGUAAGUUUGCAUUUAUAUAGUCUGUUUUUUCUGGUUC